AUGUUAAAGGAUGUGGGAUUGGGAUACUCUAAGCUUACUAGAUUCCACAUUAGAACUGUUGAUGGAUGGAAAGUGUUAGAAAUGGAUCAGCAGACAUUGGACAUGGUUAAUUGGGUUGAUAUGGACAGAGUCACUGAUUGUUCAAAAACAUGUGAUGCUGAGAAUGCAAAUGAAGAAUCUGGAAUUUUGAUGAGAAUGACUCGUACUCAGCAGGGUCGUCCUCUAAGUAUGCAGAGUUUUUAUGAUAGUGAAUACGACAUGAUUGAUGAUCAAUUGUAUGAUAAUUUUGUGGAUCAUUAUGUUGAAUUUGUUGGUGUUAACAAAGGGAAAAUACUUGAGAAAAAGGAAGGGGUUGAUGGUGUUAGAAGCACAAUAAUGGAUGCCAAUAAUAAGUUUUAUGGUGAAGGCUAUGACACAAAUGAGUUAGUCAGUAUUAGUGGAUCAUCAUCAGAUGAUGAGGAAGGAGGAAAUUUCAAGAGACAAAUGGUUAAGUAUUCACACUUCAAUGUUAUGACUGACAUGGUUGAUCCACAACUUAAGUUUAGCCUUUUGUUCAAAUAUGCAUUUGAAUUUAGAGCUGCAGUUAGGCAACAUGAAAUCAAAUAG
Ilex paraguariensis (yerba mate) is the source of this 606-nucleotide messenger RNA. Lineage: Eukaryota; Viridiplantae; Streptophyta; Magnoliopsida; Aquifoliales; Aquifoliaceae. The record is from the annotation of a GenBank genome assembly.